Molecule: messenger RNA, 684 nt
Organism: Orbicella faveolata
Lineage: Eukaryota; Metazoa; Cnidaria; Anthozoa; Scleractinia; Merulinidae
Molecular function (GO): nucleic acid binding
Source: RefSeq, a predicted model, not a curated record
AUGAAGUCCGAAGUCAAGAAAUCUAGUACCUUUUAUCGCCUUGAUCCUUUCCUGGACCGGGACGGACUCAUACGUGUUGGCGGAAGGCUAAGCAAGUCACAAGAGUUCUCAAAAGGCUUUAAGCAUCCUGUGAUCCUCGCGAAGAAAAUUUUGAUCGUGAAGUUCAUAGUUCGCGACGCCCAUAAGAAGGUCGCCCAUGCAGGCAGGGGCAUUACACUGAACGAACUAAGAAAUCAAUAUUGGAUACUUAACGCCAAUUCUGUUGUGCGACAUUUUAUCUCCAAGUGCGUGGUAUGUCGUCAUCUUCGUGGAACGACAGGUGAACAGAAGAUGGCUGACCUUUCUAAGGGGCGAAUAACACCCUUUCCUCCCUUCACGUACACUGGCGUUGAUUACUUUGGUUCCUUCUACAUCAAGGAAGGACGGAAAGACGCUAAACGCUAUGGAGCACUAUUUACGUGCCUAGCUAACCGAGCGGUGCACAUUGAAACGGCCGACUCAUUGGAAAUGGAUUCCUUCAUAAACGCCCAACGACGAUUCAUAGUAAGGAGAGGGCCAGUACGUGAGAUCAGAUCAGACCAAGGCACCAACAUCGUGGGAGAAGAGACAGUACUAAAGAAAGCUCUAGCCAAGCUGGACCAGCAGCGCAAUCGAAAGGAGUCUUUGCAGAGACUUCACUCCUGA